Molecule: messenger RNA, 1240 nt
Organism: Meloidogyne enterolobii
Lineage: Eukaryota; Metazoa; Nematoda; Chromadorea; Rhabditida; Meloidogynidae
Source: the annotation of a GenBank genome assembly
AUGAUUCCAAAUUUAUUUUCUCCUCAACAAAUUAACAAUCAAAAUAAGAAAAAUUUUCCUUUAAUAUCUUCUGAGCCUUCAAUUAAGAUUGCUUACGGAUCUGUGGGUAUUAGCCUUUUUUGUCUUGGUGUAAUGGCUCUAUUGCUUCCUUUGCUUCAUUAUCGGCUAGAAACUGCCUCUACGGAUAUUGAACGUCGAAUGGAUGCUUUUAAAUUCGCCUCUAGAAAUAUUUGGAAAGAAUUAUUAUUUGAAGAAUCGGGAAGUCGUGUUCGUCGCCAAUCUGGUGGUGAUUACGGGGCAGAAGAGCAAUGCACAAGCUGUGUACAAUUACAAUGCCCUCCUGGGCCUCCAGGCCCGCCUGGAGUUAAUGGAGAGGAUGGGGUGGAUGGACAACCUGGACGGCCGGGAAAGCCUGGACUUGAUGGACUGGAUGUGCCUCUUGAACCAGAGCCCAGCUUUCCAUGCGUGAUCUGUCCAGCUGGACCUCCAGGAAACAGAGGACCUCAAGGAGAAGCAGGACGGCCUGGGCCGCCAGGAGAACCCGGUCAUGCAGGUCUUCCGGGAAGGCCAGGGAAGCCUGGACGUGUUGGUGAUGCCGGAUUGCCUGGUGUGAGAGGAGAAACAGGAGAGCCCGGCAUGAAAGGUCCUCCCGGAGAUGACAGUAUCGGUGGAACCGGAAUCAAAGGGCCGCCAGGUCCUGCCGGCCCGCGUGGACCGAAAGGACCACCUGGACCCAAUGGCACGCCUUCACAAAAUGCCGGACCUCCAGGACCCGUUGGAGAGCCAGGACCGCCAGGUCCACCAGGAAAAAGAGGAGAGCCAGGACCUCCAGGGCCAAUAGGAGCGCCAGGUGAUGCUGGAGAAUCUGGAGGUCAUUGCCCAUCCUCAUGUGGAAUUCAAAAUAUUAUUGCACCCUCAAUUGCUGAAUUAGAUACUGGAGAUAUUCACCAACCAAAAAGUGGAGGGUAUUGAGAAGCUGAGAUUAUUAAAUUAAUAAAAAAUAAAUUGUUAAAAAGUGUUUUAUUUUAAAAUUUUAAUAAAAUUUUAAUUUGUCAAAAAAUAUGUAGGUGAAAGUUACAUUCUUAAUAGGAAAAUAUUUAAAAUAGGGUAGCACCCCGUCCCCCGAAAAAAUUUUUAGCGAAAACUCCGACACGACCCCCAAUGAAUUUUUUUCUGGCAAAAACCCGACACGAACCCUGAAGGUUCUACCCCGACAAAACCCAAACCCGACACUCCACCC